This is a messenger RNA of Musca vetustissima, 1596 nucleotides long. RefSeq names its product venom serine protease Bi-VSP-like. Bases 1 to 1596 code for a protein of 531 amino acids. Gene Ontology annotation, biological process: proteolysis. Lineage: Eukaryota; Metazoa; Arthropoda; Insecta; Diptera; Muscidae. The record is from RefSeq and is a predicted model, not a curated record. The transcript has 7 exons. Gene Ontology annotation, molecular function: serine-type endopeptidase activity.
AUGGUUAUACGAUGCUAUGUUGGUCGUCUCAUCAAAGCAAUUCCUCCACUCCUACUGAUGAAUCCUACCAACAUGGUUGUACGAUGCUAUGUUGGUCGCCACAUGACCCGUUUUUUUCUGAAUUCUCAAUAUUGUGUCACACCAGAAAACUACUAUGGACAGUGUGUUGCCCUCAGUUUUUGUCCGCAGAUAGUAAAUGUUUUUCAAACCACAAAUCAACGACAAGCUCAACAAUAUGUCAUACAGUCGCAGAGAGCUUGCGGAACAAGGAAUAUUAAUGGCGAUCCUGUGGUAUGUUGUACAAAUCCAAUAACAUCACCACAGCCACAACCAACCACAAGACCCAAUCGUCAAACGUCAAGACCAGUAACUCAGGCACCUUCAAAUCCCUUUUUCCCCACGCAAAGACCAAAUAUCAAUCCGACAAAUCCCUUCCUAAAUCCUACAAUAACACAGGCACCCAUAAUACGCCCAACACCACCACCUACUCCAGCACCCACACCAGCCCCUACCAUAGCACCGUCUAAUCCCGUCAUCGAUAAUAAAGCCACAUCUUGCCGCGGACCCGAUGGACGUGAGGGUACAUGCAUCGUUUUAAUCAAUUGCCCAUCAUUGAUCCAAGAAUUGCAAAUCAAACAGACAGAUCCGAUUUUCGCCAAUUAUCUUCGUGUUUCGAAUACAAUUUGUGGUGGUGCCAAUACUGUGGUUUGUUGUCCUCAGGCGACUUCGCAGCCCGUUACCUCUAGCCCCAUUGUGGAUAACAAGAAUGAUGUGAUACCACGGAGAUUGCCCACAGUUGAAGAGGGAUGUGGUUACACAAGUAAUUCGUACAAGAAAAUUGUUGGCGGUGAGGUGAGCAAGAAGGGUGCAUGGCCAUGGAUUGCUUUAAUCGGUUACGAUGAUCAGCUAUCACCCUCGCCAUUUAAAUGUGGUGGAGCGUUGGUGACAGCUCGUCACGUAGUGACUGCCGCUCAUUGUUUGCGAAGAGAUUUGAAAUUUGUUCGUUUGGGUGAACAUGAUUUGACCACAGACACCGAAGCUCGUCAUGUUGACAUUAAUGUUGUUAGGAGUGAAAGACAUCCUGAUUAUAAUUCCCGUAAUGGCCACAGUGAUCUUGCCAUUUUGUAUUUGGAACGCAAUGUCGAAUUUACAGAAUUCAUUUCACCUAUUUGCAUGCCUAUUACACCUCAGCUAAGGCAAAAAUCCUAUGUCAAGCAUACACCAUUUGUUGUUGGCUGGGGCAAGACCAUGGAGGGUGGUGUAUCAGCAAAUGUUUUGCAAGAGCUACAAAUCCCCAUCUAUGACAAUGAAGUGUGUCGGGAUCGUUAUCGCAAACAGAAUCGUCUCUUUACCGAAAAUCAAUUCGAUGAUGCUGUCGUGUGUGCUGGAGUUUUGUCCGGAGGCAAGGAUACAUGUCAGGGAGAUUCUGGUGGUCCACUAAUGAUACCAGAGCCCUACCAGAACAAUGUUCGUUACUAUCUGAUUGGUGUGGUGUCAUAUGGUAUUGGUUGUGCACGCCCCGAAAUUCCUGGUGUCUACACAAGUACUCAGCACUUUAUGGAUUGGAUCCAGCAAAAGAUUGCCGAUACUCCAUAG